Molecule: messenger RNA, 1124 nt
Organism: Rhodofomes roseus
Lineage: Eukaryota; Fungi; Basidiomycota; Agaricomycetes; Polyporales; Fomitopsidaceae
Product: ribosomal protein S5 domain 2-like protein
Exons: 5
Coding region: 11-949 (312 amino acids)
Biological process (GO): exonucleolytic trimming to generate mature 3'-end of 5.8S rRNA from tricistronic rRNA transcript (SSU-rRNA, 5.8S rRNA, LSU-rRNA); nuclear polyadenylation-dependent mRNA catabolic process; U5 snRNA 3'-end processing
Cellular component (GO): nuclear exosome (RNase complex); cytoplasmic exosome (RNase complex)
Source: RefSeq, a predicted model, not a curated record
UGCCACAAACAUGCACAAGCGCGCUCCGGCGUUUUGCAGCGCGGCGCGUCCUGGCGCGUCUGGCUUUUGCACUCGCUGUCUGUUCCGUCGUGCUAGGAUGCCUCGCCCUGCGUCGCCGUCAAUACCCGAGAAGGAAUUCUUGUACAGCUCUUUGAAGCAGUCGCUCCGACUCGAUGGGCGGAACCUGCUCGAGAUGCGCGCCCCGACCUUGACUUUCGGGCCGGAGCUGGGUUGGGUCGAGUGUGCAUUGGGUAAAACAAGAGUGAUCGCCCAGGUCGACGCAAAAAUGGUGAAACCACCACCCGAACGCCCGCUAGAGGGCAUCAUCUCCAUCCAUUCGGAACUUUCGCCCAUGGCGUCGAGCGAGUACGACUCUGGCCGGCCAUCCGAUGAAGAGGUGACAAUUACCAGGAUGCUAGACAAGGUCCUGAGGAGGAGCGACGUUGUGGACAAGGAGUCACUGUGCGUUCUUGCAGGUCAGAGGGUCUGGCAUCUGCGCUUGACGAUACAUUGCUUGGCCGAUGCGGGCAAUAUGCUCGAUUGCGCAUGCCUGGCAGGUGUCGUAGCCCUCCGGCACUUCCGACGUCCAGAGGUCGAGGUAGUUGGCGACGAAGUCACCAUUCAUCACCCCUCCGAACGCGCGCCCGUCCCCCUCUCCAUGCACCAUACGCCCUACUGCCUCACCUUUGCUUAUUUUCCUGAAACCAGCAUCCUCCCCGUCCUCGACCCCUCGCAUCUUGAGGAGACGCUCAGUGCAGGCCUCCUCUCCAUCGCAUUGAAUGCCCAACGUGAACUGUGCGUUGUGCAGAAGGCUGGCGGGGUGCCCCUUGCGCCGGACGAGAUUCUAAGGAUUGUGGGGAUCGCGGUGGACAAGGCAAAGGAGCUGGAUAAGACAGUGGAGGAGAGGCUGAAGGAAGAUUGGGCAGGAAGGACGGUGGAAGUGAGGUGAGGUGAGGGAGGCGAUGAGUGAUAUUUCUUGCCAGUUUUUGGCUGGUGUGCGUGUUACCCUCCGAGGUGCCCAGUCGCAAAAUCGCAUGGCAAACAUGCAGUCCUUGUAUCAAAUAGCUGUACAAUACACUCGACGAUUGCAUUGUCGCUGCGAACAAACACGACCGUCGACCCGA